ACUCAACUCGUCCUCUCUCUUUUAUUUCCUCGCGCAUUAGUCAAGGACAGUUACUGAUCCGCUCCACAUUCACUCUGUCAGUCGCUUUGGUUGCUUACAUUGCCUGCUACGGGAUAUUUGUGAUUGGUUCAUGCUUCCCACCCCUCCCUCUCUCCCGCGUGAUUGUAUGUAAAUCCGGUAGGGACCGAGCCGGUAGGUGAGGUUGGGGCUGGUGGCUCCUGCCUCGGUGGCGCACACGAGACCAGAGCGCAGCAGCGGUGAGAUCGCUGCGCCGUCGGAGCUGUCCACUCUGCUUGGUGCUGAACUCCCCGCUCCAUCGGCUCUACUGCACACAGAUGACAUUUUGGGAAAGGAUUGACAAACUCCCCUUUGACUGCUUAUAGGUGCAAACUUCUCCUGACGACAUAUCUUUCUUUCUUUUUCACGUCGGAAAUUACACUACGACAGCCGUGGAUUUGACCGGAGCUCGAGAUUAUCAUUAAUAAUAGUUUGUUGAGAAGUGUUGCUCUCCUUUGUCCACGACUAAUCUCGCUUGGAUUGUCCUCCUGGAUGGUUUACGUCUGGAAACACAGGAAAAGACCAAUGAAGACAGCCAGAUGGUGGUCGGCGGCAGUUUUAGUGUUGGGGCUUGCUGUGCUCUACGCCGAGGGGAGACCCAACAAGGAGGGAUUCGGAUUGCUGCCCUAUCGACCAGUCGUGAGAUUCCGACACAAGCAGGAUGGGAUCCCUGAGAGCUUGAGGAUAAAGGGUUUUAUGGGACACACUGACAAUCCAGGUCCAUGUGAACAUAAGUACUGUGGCUUGGGACGUCACUGUGUGGUCAACCAUGAGACGGGCCAAGGAGAGUGCACGUGCUUGGACACCUGUAAGCCACACUAUAAACCAGUGUGCGGUUCAGAUGGGAAGCUGUACCAGAACCAUUGUGAGCUGCAUCGUGCCUCCUGUCUCAGAGGACACAGGAUUAGCAUCGUGCACAGUGAGGAGUGCUUCUACAAAGAUGAUAACUGCAGACUGAGUGACUACCAUCGGCUGAAAACCAAGAUUCUGGAUCUGCAUGACAAACAGUACGUGGGCUCUAACAUCCACGGAGCCCACAAGGACAACAUGACUGCCAGGAAGCAACUGGUUGAUAUGAUGUUCAAACACUUUGACGCAGAUAAUAGCGGUCAAAUAGAUGCCAGCGAGCUCUCACAGGUAAUCAAGCAAGAAGGUCUGUCCAAGGGCUUCUCCGAGUGCACAUUGUUCGACCUAUUGAAGUACAACGAUGUCAAUAAUGAUGAGCGCCUGACAAAAGAGGAGUUUUACACAGCUUUUGAUGUGUACUUGCUCACGCUGCCAGAUGAUCAGAAAGUGAGCACCACUACAGUGACCGUUGGCCAGAGCACCGUGCUAACUUGUGCCAUCACAGGGGAACAGAAGCCUCACAUACUGUGGAAGAGAAACCACCAAUAUCUGAACUCCUUGAAUCUGGAAGACAUUAAUGACUUUGGGGAUGAUGGGUCACUGUACAUUACCAAGGUGACCACUACUCACAUGGGCAACUAUACCUGUCAUGCUGAUGGCUAUGAGAAACUCUUUCAGACUCACACCCUCCAAGUGAAUGUUCCUCCUGUCAUCCGAGUUUACCCAGAGAGCCAAGUCCGUGAGCCAGGCAUCACUGCCAGCCUGCGCUGCCAUGCUGAGGGCAUCCCUAGCCCCCAGCUGGCCUGGCUGAAGAACGGCAUGGACAUCACCACCAAGCUGUCCAAACAGCUCACCCUGCAAGCUAAUGGGAGCGAGGUACACAUCAGCAACGUGCAUUUUGAGGACACUGGCGCCUAUACCUGCAUUGCCAAAAACGAGGCAGGCGUGGACGAAGACAUCUCUUCGCUAUUUGUGGAGGACUCUGCACGCAAGACUUUGGCAAACAUUUUGUGGCGAGAAGAAGGACUUGGCAUUGGCAACAUGUUCUAUGUGUUCUAUGAGGACGGUAUCAAAGUCAUCCAGCCGGUGGCAUGUGAGAUACAACGACACAUUAAGCCCAGUGAGAAGCUGCUGGCUCUGCAGGAGGAGGUGUGCCCCACCUCACCAGGAGAGACGGUCCAGAGGUGUGUAUGGUCAUCAGCAGUCAAUGUCAAGGAUAAAUUCAUUUAUGUGACACAGCCAACCUUGGAUCGAGUGCUCAUAGUGGACAUCCAGUCUCAGAAGGCUAUCCAGACGGUCAGCACUGACCCUUAUCCUGUGAAGCUCCACUAUGACAAAUCUCAUGACCAGGUAUGGCUGCUCAGCUGGGGAGACGUAGAGAAGAACCUCCCUACUCUCCAGGUGAUCAGUCAGGCCAGUGGAAGAGUCUCCCACCACACUGUUCACACACAGCCAGUCGGCAGGCGCUUCGACAGGGUGGACGACUUCUUCAUUCCUGCCUCCAGCCUCAUCAUUAACCACUACAGAUUCGGCCUCAUCCUUCAUCAAAAUGAACCUGUCCUCCACAAGAUCGACCUGGACACGGCAUCAUAUGUGAAAAACAUCAGUUUACGAGAGUAUAACUGCACCCCCAAGUCUGUAGCCUACACCCAUCUUGGCGGCUACUAUUUUGUCAACUGCAAGCCUGACUCCACUGGCACCACCCAGCCCCAGGUCAUCCUGGACAGUGUGACAGACAGAGUGGUAGGACAAAACCACGAUGUCACCGGCACACCCUAUGUGUCUCCAGAUGGUCAUUACUUGGUCACUGUUGAUGAUGGUGAUGGUCUGAUGAGAAUCCAGACAAUAUCAGAGCGGGGAGAGAUCCAGGAGCCCUUUGACAUCCACACCAACCUCCACCUGUCUGAUCUGGCCUUCCAGCGCUCCUUCACAGAGGUCCACCAGUACAAUGUGUUUGGCAGCUCUGGCCGUCAGACCGACGCUUUGUUUGUCGAGCUGAGCAGCGGCAAAGUCAAGAUGAUCAAGAGCUUGAAGGAGGCCACCAAGUCAUUUGAAUGGCCAUGGAGCAGUAAGAACAGGGUAAUGGUGGGCAGCGGACUCUUCGGACAGUACCUCACAACCCCGUCCCGAGAGUCCCUCUUCAUCCUGGAUGGACGGCUCAACAAGCUCAACUGUGAGAUCACUGAUAUCCUCAAAGGCAACGUGGUGCUGUGGGUCGGGGAUUCUUAGGUCAUUAGAUCAAGCCCAGGUGAGCUUUGUUUUCCUCAAAAGUACUGUUGUACUAAAUUCUGUUACAGAUUCUUUGAUUUUGCGGGAGCACAAGAGUGAAAACCCACAGAUUCAGAAACCAAAUUGACCAUUUAUAAAUCCACUGGAUGAUCAACUGCCAUUCUGAU
Molecule: messenger RNA, 3299 nt
Organism: Monopterus albus (swamp eel)
Lineage: Eukaryota; Metazoa; Chordata; Actinopteri; Synbranchiformes; Synbranchidae
Gene: fstl5
Product: follistatin-like 5
Exons: 16
Coding region: 550-3132 (860 amino acids)
Biological process (GO): cell differentiation; regulation of BMP signaling pathway; multicellular organism development
Cellular component (GO): extracellular region
Molecular function (GO): calcium ion binding; protein binding
Source: RefSeq, a predicted model, not a curated record